This is a messenger RNA of Knipowitschia caucasica, 2664 nucleotides long. NCBI's taxonomy places the organism in Eukaryota, Metazoa, Chordata, Actinopteri, Gobiiformes, Gobiidae. The record is from the annotation of a GenBank genome assembly.
AUGGCGGAGGGAUUUCGCAGACCCGACCCACUCGUUUUUGAUGGAGACCUCGCCGAGAGCUGGCGUGUGUUUGAAAGGGAAUACGACAUCUUCAUAGAGGCAGCGCACGCAGACAAAUCUGCGAAGACAAAAUCUUACAUCCUCCUCAAUCUUGCUGGAGCAGAAGCCAUUGAACGGGAGCGUUCGUUCGUCUACGCCGCAGAAGUUAGGGCGCCAGGGAUGAGUUGGUGGUGGAGGAUGGAAUCGUCGUCAAAGGCCACAGACCAGUCAUUCCAAGCUCACUGCAGCAUGAGUAUAUCCAAAUCAUGCACAGAGGCCACCCUGGUGUUGACUCAACAAAGUGCAGAGCCAGAAGCAGUCUCGCCCUGUGAUUGGUCCUUUCUCUUGCUUGUGUCGUGUGUUUUUCCGGGUUUCUUUCUCGUUACCAAACACGCUGCGAAAAGGACAAACUGUGCGAAUCCUGGAUAUUUCACCACAAAAAACAACGUGAUGGCAGAGCUCUCCAUGGUCCUCCGCGGUGUGGCCCGGGUCGGCUCGGCUCUGGUCUCCUCUCAGUCUGAACACAUGCGUCUCUUCGUCUGUAACUCCUCCCUCUGCUCUGGGGUCAGAGCGACUCAGGCCAUGGUCAGCGAGCUCGUCAACACCAUCACCUCAGCAACAGGCUCCACGUCCCAGUCCUGUCAGGAGGAUGUCUUCCCUGAGAUUGACCCAGAGGAGGCGGCAAAGUGGGCCAUGGACUCUGAGCUGUACACAGAGCAGAGCGGCUUCCCCCCUCCUGGUUCCUCCCCUGAUCCUGGUCCUGGCCCUGGUCCUGGUCUUGGUCUGGGAGGUUCCAGGUUCCUCCACACCUUCUCUGCUCUGAACGUCCACAGACGAUGUGUCCACACUGUGAGGCUGAGCCCAGAGGACAUGCAGAAGGCCAGAGAGGCCAGGCAGGCCGGGACCAAGCCUGCCAGGCAGAAGCUUAGCGAGCGCGCCAGAGAGAGGAAAGUGCCUGCAACCAGGAUCAGCCGCCUGGUGAACUUUGGAGGUCUGGCUGUGGGUCUAGGCAUUGGAGCCAUCGCUGAAGUGGCCAAACAGUCUCUGAGCGGGAAGAACAAAGGAGAGGCUUUCUUGGACUCGGCUCUUCUUUCUGAAGCAAAUGCAGAGAGAAUUGUGAACACUUUGUGCAAAGUUCGAGGAGCGGCGCUGAAGAUUGGACAGAUGCUCAGUAUCCAAGAUAACUCGUUCAUAAAUCCACAGCUGCAGAAGAUCUUUGAGAGAGUCCGUCAGAGCGCGGACUUCAUGCCAGCCUGGCAGAUGAACAAAGUCCUGGCUGAAGACCUGGGUCCUGGUUGGAGGGACCAGUUGGAGUCUUUUGAGGAUAAACCAUUCGCUGCGGCGUCCAUCGGACAGGUGCACCACGCUGUGCUGAAGGACGGACGAGAGAUCGCUAUGAAGAUACAGUAUCCCGGAGUUGCAGAGAGCAUCCACAGUGACAUCAACAACCUCAUGUCUGUGCUGAGGAUGAGUGUGGUGCUACCUGACGGUCUGUUUGCGGACAGCAGUCUGGAGGUGCUGCAGAGGGAGCUGACCUGGGAGUGUGAUUACAAACGAGAGGCAGAGUGCGCCAAGAGGUUCAGGUCUCUCGUGGCUUCAGACCCGUUCUUCCGCGUCCCUGAGGUGGUGGACUCUCUCUCAGGAAGCAGAGUCCUCUCCAUGGAGCUGGUGCAGGGGGUUCCUCUGGAUUCCUGUGUGGAUCUGGACCAGGAGACGCGAAACCAGAUCUGCUUUAAGAUCCUGCAGCUGUGUCUCCGGGAGCUGUUUGAGUUCAGGUUCAUGCAGACGGAUCCAAACUGGGCAAACUUCUUCUACAACACAGAGACCAACAACGUUUAUCUACUGGAUUUCGGUGCCUGCAGAGAAUAUGAUAAGAAGUUCACAGAUGACUACAUAGAGGUGGUCCAUGCUGCUUCAGUUGGAGACCGAGAGACUGUUUUGCAGAAAUCCAUCGAGCUCAAGUUUCUGACUGGAUUUGAGGCAAAGCCCAUGAUGGAUGCUCAUGUAGAAGCAGUGAUGAUCCUGGGGGAGGCCUUCUCCUCCUCCGCCCCCUUUGACUUUGGGAGACAGGACACGACUCAGAGGAUCCAGGGUCUGGUCCCUGUGAUGUUGAGGCACCGCCUCACCCCUCCCCCAGAGGAGUCCUACUCCCUCCACCGCAAGAUGGCCGGCUCCUUCCUCAUCUGCUCCAAGCUGCAGGCCAAGAUCUGCUGCAAGGACAUGUUCAUGGAGGUCUACCAGGCCUACAAGGACCAGAGCGUCUGCUGCGCCCGUGGGUGGAGCUGGGGAGGUCCUGGAGGAAACACACAGACCGCAUCCAUCACACCACCCCACAUAACCCCACACAACAGCCCACCGCCGCCGGGAGAACAGAGCGAGCCUCCCCGUCUCUCUACCUCUCUCCACCCGCACGGCCUCAGUGUCUCCUCUGGCAGCAGUGUGGGGGCGCCGCAGAGCCCAGAGAUGAACAAACUGCGUCAAAGUCUGAGGAGGAAGAAGCCGGCGUACGUCCCAGAGGCCAGCCGUCCACACCAGUGGCAGAGCGACGAGGAGGAGGUGAAGAGGAGCCGCUGCAGCUUCAGCGUCAGGGUGAGGAGGUGGUGCUGUGAGCAGGAGGUGGUGUAG